Myotis davidii is the source of this 924-nucleotide messenger RNA. It is a transcript of the gene YEATS4, whose product is annotated as YEATS domain containing 4. Lineage: Eukaryota; Metazoa; Chordata; Mammalia; Chiroptera; Vespertilionidae. The record is from RefSeq and is a predicted model, not a curated record. The transcript is spliced from 7 exons. Gene Ontology annotation, biological process: regulation of DNA-templated transcription. The annotation marks the transcript as partial.
GACUCCGGCGGGAGAGUGAAGGGGGUUACUAUCGUUAAACCAAUAGUUUAUGGCAAUGUUGCUCGAUAUUUUGGAAAGAAAAGAGAAGAGGAUGGGCAUACCCAUCAAUGGACAGUAUAUGUAAAACCAUAUAGAAAUGAGGAUAUGUCAGCAUAUGUGAAGAAAAUUCAAUUUAAGUUACAUGAAAGCUAUGGCAAUCCUUUAAGAGUUGUUACUAAGCCUCCAUAUGAAAUUACUGAAACAGGAUGGGGUGAAUUCGAAAUAAUCAUCAAAAUAUUUUUUAUUGAUCCUAAUGAGAGACCUGUAACCCUGUAUCAUUUAUUAAAGCUGUUCCAAUCAGAUACCAAUGCAAUGCUGGGGAAAAAGACAGUGGUUUCAGAGUUCUAUGAUGAAAUGAUAUUUCAAGACCCAACAGCAAUGAUGCAACAAUUAUUAACAACAUCUCGUCAGCUAACAUUAGGAGCCUACAAGCAUGAAACAGAAUUUGCAGAACUUGAAGUGAAAACCAGAGAAAAAUUAGAAGCUGCGAAGAAAAAAACAAGUUUUGAAAUUGCAGAGCUUAAGGAGAGAUUAAAAGCAAGUCGUGAAACUAUAAAUUGUUUAAAAAAUGAAAUCAGGAAACUGGAAGAAGAUGAUCAAACAAAAGAGAUGUAAACAGUUCUGAAGAGAACUUGGUAGGAAACUAAACUGAAAAUAAGGUGGACUUUGAAGGGGAAAUGGAUUGCAAAUGCUUCUUAGAGAGCUGCAUAUGUAGUUGUUGACCAUCGGUUCCUCAGCAAUGGGGUCAAAGUGUUCGUACUUUUCAAGCAAUAUUUAAUGUGGAACAUAUGUAUAUAAUAGAUAUGAAUUCUGUAUAGGCAUUUUAACCCAUUUUAGGGUAAAUUCUAUGCUGUUAAGCACAAUUAAAAACUUUUUUUUAUUACA